CCUCGGCCUGCGGAACCCCCCUGCCUGUCUGGACCCCGGCCCCACCUCCGGAAGUUAACCGAAGCCUUGUGCAAAUGCCCUAGGGGUGUGCUGUUGGGAGGGGCACAGCCCCCUGUGAUGUGGAACACCACGCUCAGAUUCAUCAGUCAGAUUCAUCAGUUCGAGCUGCCUGAGACCCUGCUGCCCCGGGGACCAUGUUUAACGGGGAGCCGAGUCCGCCCUCAGCUGGGGCCUCCAGGAACGUGGUGCGGAGCUCCAGCAUCAGCGGAGAAAUCUGCGGAUCCCAGCAAGCUGGGGGCGGGACCGGGACCACCACUGCCAAGAAACGGCGCAGCAGCCUGGGUGCCAAGAUGGUGGCUAUCGUGGGCCUGACUCAGUGGAGCAAGAGCACGCUCCAGCUCCCACAGCCUGAAGCGGCCACCAAGAAGCUGCGCAGCAACAUCCGACGGAGCACGGAGACGGGCAUCGCCGUGGAGAUGCGGAGUCGUGUCACGCGCCAGGGCAGCCGGGAGUCCACCGACGGGAGCACGAACAGCAACAGCUCCGAGGGCACGUUCAUCUUUCCCACCACCCGGCUUGGGGCCGAAAGCCAGUUCAGUGAUUUCCUGGAUGGACUGGGACCAGCCCAGAUUGUGGGGCGACAGACGCUGGCAACGCCACCCAUGGGAGACGUCCACAUUGCCAUCAUGGACCGCAGUGGCCAGCUGGAGGUGGAAGUGAUCGAAGCUCGGGGCCUGACCCCCAAACCAGGCUCCAAAUCCCUCCCAGCCACCUAUAUCAAGGUUUACCUGCUUGAGAACGGGGCCUGCUUGGCCAAGAAGAAGACGAAGUUGGCCAAGAAAACCUGUGAUCCCCUGUACCAGCAAGCUCUGCUCUUUGAUGAGGGGCCCCAGGGCAAGGUGCUGCAGGUGAUCGUCUGGGGUGACUAUGGCCGCAUGGACCACAAGUGCUUCAUGGGCAUGGCCCAGAUCAUGCUGGACGAGCUGGACCUGAGUGCCGCGGUCACCGGCUGGUACAAACUCUUCCCCACCUCCUCAGUGGCAGAUUCCACUCUUGGAUCCCUCACCAGGCGCCUGUCUCAGUCCUCCCUGGAGAGUGCCACCAGCCCCUCGUGCUCCUAAGGACGUCAGGAAGAAAGGCGGGAUGGCAGUGUGGGAAGGGUGCCUGCCCCUCCCCUGUACAUAGUCUUCAUGUCUUUCUGGACCCCUUGCCCUGCUGCAUGCCUGUUGGCUACUGGGCUCGCCCCAGCUGGCAGUGGAGACUGUAGUGUGUGUGUGUGUGUGUGUGUGUAUGUGUGUGUGUGUGUGACCACGUUAUAGCUGUUCAUUCGUCUGGGUAUAGUCAGUCCUGGUGACUACAUGGGCUGAAAUCCAUGUCUCUUUGUAUCUUGUUGAAAAGAAACCCAAAGGA
This is a messenger RNA of Galeopterus variegatus (Sunda flying lemur), 1410 nucleotides long. RefSeq names its product regulating synaptic membrane exocytosis 3 (gene RIMS3). The coding region runs from base 195 to 1121 and encodes 308 amino acids. The transcript is spliced from 8 exons. Gene Ontology annotation, molecular function: small GTPase binding; transmembrane transporter binding. The record is from RefSeq and is a predicted model, not a curated record. Lineage: Eukaryota; Metazoa; Chordata; Mammalia; Dermoptera; Cynocephalidae. Gene Ontology annotation, biological process: positive regulation of synaptic transmission; calcium ion-regulated exocytosis of neurotransmitter; regulation of membrane potential. Gene Ontology annotation, cellular component: cytoskeleton of presynaptic active zone; presynaptic membrane.